AAUAAAAUCAUUUCAAAAAUCAGAACAAGUAACGUGGUUCCUUCAACUCUUUCUCUUAUUUUCAAAAAAAUGAGCACUACAGGAUCUGCACCGCCCAAUUCAAAACUUAAAUCAGUUGAGGACACGGAUGAUGAUAGGACUCUCGCUGAAGACGAUCAAAACGAUCAAAACUCUGGGAGUAUGGAUCACCGAUUUGAGAGAAUCAAGGUGACACUGAUGAUGACUCAGGGCAAGAAGUUCGGACUUGGAAUAGUAUCUGUUCAUCAACGUAUACUGGUCUGCAAAGUGGAAAAUGAAUCUCUAGUAGCCGGGGUUCUCAAGUACGGAGAUCAGAUUAUCGAGAUUAACAAGAAAAACGUCUUAAACAAAAUUGAUUGUAAGAAGCGGUUGAUGCAAUGCCUCAAGGAUAAAGGACAAGUUGAUAUUAUCAUUGUGCGCCCAAAGACUGCAGAUGCUGUUACCAUGAUUGAACAAGAAAUUCAACUCUCGCAACAACCGAGCACUACUGCACAGCCAAAGAUCAAUUGAACUUGUAUAAUGAAUAAAAAGUAUAAGUACAGAAUUAAAAUUGAACU
Molecule: messenger RNA, 575 nt
Organism: Caenorhabditis elegans
Lineage: Eukaryota; Metazoa; Nematoda; Chromadorea; Rhabditida; Rhabditidae
Gene: txt-1
Product: PDZ domain-containing protein
Exons: 4
Coding region: 70-528 (152 amino acids)
Source: RefSeq, marked reviewed